Messenger RNA from Sabethes cyaneus, 4064 nucleotides. It is a transcript of the gene blot, whose product is annotated as sodium-dependent nutrient amino acid transporter 1. The record is from RefSeq and is a predicted model, not a curated record. Bases 1171 to 3510 code for a protein of 779 amino acids. The transcript has 8 exons. Gene Ontology annotation, biological process: sodium ion transmembrane transport. Lineage: Eukaryota; Metazoa; Arthropoda; Insecta; Diptera; Culicidae. Gene Ontology annotation, cellular component: membrane.
CCACGCGUCACCGUCGCGCAUCGUCGUCCUCGUCGUCGUCGUUGUUUAUCGGUUGUAUCUAGUGGUCUUGUCGUUGGAGUACCAAGGGCACUAGUUUUACAAUUGUCGGUGUCGACCCCGAGAACAGCAUAGUUUUCGUACCGCAAGGGCAGCAUUUCCAGUUCACUAGGAGCCAGCGGAUUUCCGAUUGUGCUUUGGUUUACCGCGACGUGAAAAGAGAAGAAAAAGUGAAACCAUAUCUCAAGAAUCAUGUCCGGUUUAAUGAGGACUGCGGAAAGGUCACCGGGCUGACCAAGGUGCUACUCAUUGGCGGCGUUGUCAAAAGUGAGAGUGGUGCGAAGAAAUCGUCCAUGUAGGACGUAGAUAACUACUCACCAACUACAAGCUGAAUGGGAAAAAGUGAAAUAUUUGUGCGGGUAACGAAACCUUUAAUGCGACUUCGCGGUGUUACUAUCUGGCUGGCAGGAUAGAGUCAAGAUCAUCAUCAGUGUGUGAACGAGAAGCAACGUGCUGACGACGCUCGAGGGCGAAAAAUCGCAUAACUCUGAGAAGUGCUGAAAAUUUCUCGUACGGUCUGUAAGGCGUCGUUGCAGUCUGUCAUUAUGUAUUAAAAUCGAUAAUUAUGCAGUGCUCUCCCGGUUGCACAACUGUUCAAAGAAGUAGUCAUAGAAACGAUGACGGUUGCAAUAAUGGGGAAAGAUCUGUGAAGUUGUGCACUACCCGAUGCAGGUGUGGAAAAUAUGCAGCAACGGUUGCUUACCAUAGUGGAACGAGCCGCGAAUGGCCUCUACUCAGUCAUGAAGAGAUUUACGAGUUUGGAUAAAUGCUAAAGCCCAUGGUGUAUCCGCGUUCAAUGUGUAGACCUUCGAAAGUGUGACUAACCACGUGACAAUGCCCCCGCAGAUGGCGGUUGAGAUAAAUUUUCAUCCGAAAGCGUUAAACUGUGAUAAAUUGUGUGAAAGAAGUUGUACUUCGUGAAACUCCUAGUUCUGCUGGGAAAGUUGUAAUUGGAACAGUGGGAACUAUUCCCUUAGGUUAAUUUCAAACAGUUAGUCUGGAAUUAACAACACAGCAACGGAAUCGACUGGAAACUGUAAGCGCGAAGUGGUGAGUAGAAGCUUGGAAAACAGAGCGGUCACUCGCAAUUUCCCUUUCGUUAUUCCUGUCACAAUGAGGAAAAUCGAUGCCAAUAAUGCCAAGUACCUGUUGGACUAUCUGUACUACACCAGAGACGAUGAGCAGUUUCGUUUCUACAAAAAGUCAAGAUCAUCAAUAUUCCGCGGCGUUAUACUGUGCCUGUGUCUGAACCUGACCUACGCUAAUGUGGCCCGCUUCCCACGCGAACUGCAGCAGCAUGGGUCCGCGUUUCUGGUGCCGUACGUGAUACUGCUGCUGCUGGUCGGACUGCCGGUGGUGCUGCUGGAAAUCUCACUGGGUCAGUUCCUCGGCCAGGGUUCGGCGAACAUGUGGCGUGCGGCGCCCUUCCUGAAGGGGGCCAGCUUGGUCGGACGAAUAGCCUCCUGGCUGGCGGCGAUCUGGACCUCAAUGCAGUCGGUGAUUGCGCUACUCUACGUCGGAAUGUUGUCAUUCAAAUCUGUGCCAUUUAGAGAGUGCAAUAAAGCGGUAACGGUCAACCAGCAGUCCAUCCAUGACGGCUAUAAUGUGGAACCCAAAAGCGGACAGGAAUGUUUGAAAGUAACAUUUUUACGUCCAGUGUGGCGAAGUUCCCUCUAUUUUGGACUGCUGGCAUUGAGUUUAAUUCUGCUAUGGGUAAUUUCAAUGGUGUGUACACACAGCGGAAAGAUCAACCGCAGGUCAAUCUAUCUAUUCGGGUUUUUGGCGCUUUUGCUACUGGUAUUCGAAACCGGCUGGGAAGUGACAAAGGCAAUCAACGAUAGUUAUCUUCCGGAGCUUUGGCCAUUCUAUCCGGAAUCAUUUGCGGACAGUACGGUGUGGUUCAACGCGCUGGUGCAGGUCAUCUAUUCGCUUAACAUCGGUAUCGGCGCAGUUCCGGUUAUCACUGGCAAGUUCCUGUACAAAGGAGAUGCCAUCAAAACGUCUUUUGUCUACUUGUUCUUCAACAUACUCAUCACUGCGAUCGCCGUGUUAUUCUAUCUGUUUCAAUUUCACAACACGGCCAAUGAUCCACACCUUCUCUAUCCGGAAUUGACAACGUUGACUGCCAUCUACGACCGAGCCGUAACUGUUCGUGAAUCGGAUCCACUAUUGCAGCAGCUUAUUCCAGCAUUGUCCUACCUGAUGCUUUUCAUCUCGGCUGUAGUCUCCGUUACCAUUUACGUAUACACAUCGACUCGUAUGAUCCGCAAGCAUCCAAAUUACACCGUGUGCCUAGCCGGUCUAGUUGUCGCAAUAGCUGGCCUAUUGUGUCCGAACUAUAUCUUUCCGCGGCUGUUGGACACGCGAAUCGUCGGAUCGUUGAUUGUGUGUGCAAUGAUUUUUGAAAUUAUUUUGAUCAUUUGGGUGUAUGGUUCAAAGAACUUGUACACUGAUCUCGAAUUUUCGCUAGGACGACCAGUUCUAAAAGCAUGGUUGUUUAUUUGGGGCAUUAUUCCAGUAUUGCUCAUCGCGAUUCUGUCUUGGUGGGCGAUCACUUACUAUGACAAUGAUCUGUUAAUCGAUUAUUUCCCCAAAUGGCUACCGGUGGUGUUCAGCUUAGGAGUCAUAAUGCUGCUGGCAUGCUUGGAAAUUAGCAAACAAGUGGAUUACAAUAUCAUAAGCAUGAUCCACGGAGCCACCAAACCAUCGAAGGACUGGGGACCAGCUGAUCCGUUAGUUCGUCAUGCCUGGAAGCAAUGGAAAUCCGUGUGUGAAGACACCGGAGAGCGAGACUUCACGCUCAGGCGACGUGGUACCAAAGAUUACACUAACUCCAUAAAGAAAGGCCAGUAUUCACACUCGAAUAAGUACGGUUCCUCGAAUCGGAACAUUUCGACAGCCGGUAGUAAUUCUCCAAACUAUAGUGGAUCCGUCUUUGGUGAUUCAGCAAUCGAAGAGGACAUAAGUGUUGAUAAAUAUCCACAGUACAAACAGCAACUGUCGGCCUACAGCGUGGAAUCGGUUCACGACAAGUCACCCCACACUUCCGGCAGUUCUCGCAAGUCGUCUCAGAACGACAAACGAACACCCAGCGAACGAAGUCAAGCCGGCCUGAUCGUUGGUUCCCGAAAAGCGUCCGAUAACGGUUUUACAUCACGCGUAGAAAUAAUGGCGGAUGCCGGUUUCCGAGGUGCAAUUCUAAGAAAUCCAAUGGCCAAAACGGAAGCAAAUGGCAACUUCAAGCCUAGCCAGAACUUCACCUCUCUCCCGCCAUUGCCACCCCACCAGAGCAGUACCAAACAGCAGAACCACGUAGUCAGUGCUCAAGCGACUAAAAAUCCAUACCCGGAGGAAGGUUACAAUCGGGAUAUUUUUAUUAGCAACGGCCAACCGGACCACAUAUGUUGGCGAAAGUUUUCCCUCAAUUCGGAAGAAUAUUCAACCGAACUAUAAAGAAACGAUUAUAGUUAGAAAUAGUAACGGCAAUGUCCGAACUAGAAGUCACUUGUUGUUCAAUCUGUGUAAAUAUUAGUUGAAUCGUGGUAGGACCUCCCCUACUCGACUGUUUAUAGACACUCCAUCAACCGUCGACGAACGGUAAAGGCCAAACCUAUUUAUUGUAUCCACUGAACCGAAAAGUUAGCCUAGUAACCAUCUCGAUAAUUUUAUUGGGAAUAGUUUCCAUGAUUAAACCAUGUUUCUGGCCCUCUCGAUAGCUCGACAGCUAGUGAUCGUCAGUACCUUUCUUUCUAGUGCACUUGAAUACAUUCCCUAAAUUCGAGUUAGGGUCGUAUAGGACUGAUUUCUAGAUGAUAUUGAUUGUUUGUUUCUCCUCCUUACACGUACGAAGCUAAAUGCAAUUUUUGAAUGAAAAAAAAACGUUAAUAAUAAAUGUUACAUAACCAGUACUUUAACUUUGUGAGAGAUUUUGGGGUACUUUGAAUCACACUAGCCUAGCGAUAUACCGUUAAUAAUAAUGUAAAUAUUACGAAACAAAAGUAAAACAA